This is a messenger RNA of Exophiala spinifera, 1188 nucleotides long. RefSeq lists its product as uncharacterized. Gene Ontology annotation, biological process: lipid homeostasis. The record is from RefSeq and is a predicted model, not a curated record. The transcript has 3 exons. Bases 1 to 1188 code for a protein of 395 amino acids. Lineage: Eukaryota; Fungi; Ascomycota; Eurotiomycetes; Chaetothyriales; Herpotrichiellaceae. Gene Ontology annotation, cellular component: membrane; endoplasmic reticulum.
AUGCUCGACCCUCUUCCACCCCCACCAUCGUGGCUCGUGGCUCUGGUAAAGCCAUACUCGGACGCUCUCAGUCUACCAACGUUUGCCUACCAUGUCCACGAGGUUCUGUUUGCGUUUGUGUUAUACCAAGCUACACAGAGUAUUAUAUCACCGGUGCUAAGCAAUGUUCUGUUUCCGAGCAUUUAUCCAAAAUUGAACAGGCGCACGAGAGUCAACUGGGAUGUGCACGUUGUGAGUCUGGUGCAGAGUUGCUUGAUCAAUGGCCUUGCGCUGUGGGUGAUGAUUGUGGAUGAAGAGCGUAAGGAGAUGGGCAAAGAUCGCGGCGGGAAGGGUGCAGUGGAAAGAAUCUACGGAUACACGGGUGCCGGGGGCUUGAUUCAGGCUUUCGCUACCGGUUACUUUGUGUGGGAUAUCGUGGUCAGUACACGAUAUCUGAAAAUAUUUGGGAUAGGGAUAUGGAUGCAUGCUGUGACAGCUUUGGCUGUGUUCAGUCUAGGUUUCCGGCCAUUCUGCAACUACUAUGGGCCGGUGUUCAUCCUCUACGAGUUGUCAUCCCCAUUUUUGAACAUCCACUGGUUCUGCGACAAGCUCAACAUGACUGGAUCCAAAUUGCAAUGGUACAACGGCAUGCUGCUGCUAGGCAUGUUCUUCUCAUGUCGGUUGAUAUGGGGCACCUACCAGUCCCUCCGUGUGUAUCAGGAUGUAUGGCACGCGAUGCACCUAAAUACAAAAGGUCAAGCACCAUUCAUUCGCGAACUGCACGAGUCCAGUGUUCCAGGCCACUCAAUCUUUGUACCAAGGGACGGGCAGCUGUGCGCUGGUGAUGCGGCUUGUAUACGAGCAGAGAGCGAAGUGAUGAAGUUCACAGGACCGGAGACAUUGGCGGUCCCUAUCUGGCUGGCUGGUGUGUAUCUGGUGAGCAACCUCGUUUUGAACAGUUUGAACUUUUACUGGUUUGCAAAAAUGAUCGAGACCGUGCGUAAACGAUUCCAAGGAAAACCACAUGAUGAGUUCGCGGGUGAACGGGAGAAACGACCUCAAAGGAAGACUAGUAUGGUGGAGCAGAUGGCAACUGAGCUGGACAAGGAGACGCUGUCUGGACCUACUGGUGACGCAGACGAUGAGAAAAUUGAGGUUUCCGCGACAAGUACGGCUGUGCUUGCAGAUGGGCAAGUCAAGAGGAGAUGA